Lodderomyces parapsilosis is the source of this 222-nucleotide messenger RNA. NCBI's taxonomy places the organism in Eukaryota, Fungi, Ascomycota, Pichiomycetes, Serinales, Debaryomycetaceae. The record is from the annotation of a RefSeq genome assembly.
AUGGCCCUUGGCGGAAGUGCAUUUAUUGCGCACUUGGUGUUGUGAACAUUUUGCUUUCGUAGUGUCCAGUUCGAUCCUCGCGGUUUGGGUACAGUACUGCUUGAGGAAUCAGUAUGUCAUACCCUGGUAAUUAAUAGCACCACCACUGGAGGGAAGCAAUUCAGCACAGUAAUGCUAUCCGUGACGGAGGCGGUACUGGAUGGCACAACGUUGGUUAGUUGA